Molecule: messenger RNA, 1704 nt
Organism: Oppia nitens
Lineage: Eukaryota; Metazoa; Arthropoda; Arachnida; Sarcoptiformes; Oppiidae
Product: transcription factor Sox-11-B-like
Exons: 1
Coding region: 325-1557 (410 amino acids)
Biological process (GO): anatomical structure morphogenesis; cell differentiation; regulation of DNA-templated transcription
Molecular function (GO): DNA-binding transcription factor activity, RNA polymerase II-specific; RNA polymerase II cis-regulatory region sequence-specific DNA binding
Source: RefSeq, a predicted model, not a curated record
AAGUAUUUGCUUAACAAACAGUAAAAACAGUGCUUUUUAUCAAAUGUUAUAAAACAAGUGAUGUUUUAUUGAUUUGAAAGUUGACUUCAAUUGCUAUAUAGUAUUGAUUUGUGGCCCAAAACGUGGAAACAAAACAGUAAUUAAUUUACAUAUGAUUUGAUACCAAAUCUAUCAGUGAUUCAAAUAACAGUAUUAAAAGACAUCUUAUGUGUCGUCAACCGAUUUGAAGACCAAUGAAAUAACUGUCACCGCAAUUGAUUCCACUUAAAGAUCAUUUAAAGACUUAAAUAAUCAAUUGAAAAGAUAAACACAUAUAGAGAUACAAUGGAUGUAAAGCCAGUGCUGAGUUCGGGCGGUAAGUGUCUGCCUUUUGGUUCACUAUCGGUGGACACGAAUUCGCGGACACCAUAUACUGAUGCGACCCAAUGCAAGAAAGUGACAAAUCAUAUAAAGAGACCAAUGAAUGCUUUUAUGGUGUGGUCUCAGAUUGAGAGAAGAAAGAUCUGCGAACAACAGCCAGAUAUGCACAACGCGGAGAUCAGUAAAAGAUUAGGAAAGAGAUGGAAAACAUUGGCUGACGAUGAAAGACAUCCCUUCAUUGAAGAGGCCGAACGACUCCGUGUCCUACAUAUGCAACAAUACCCGGACUAUAAAUAUAGACCACGAAAGAAGGUGAAGACAGCGCCCAACGUAACACCAUCGGCCACAACACCGCAGUUGUCUCCCGGAAUGGGCUCUUCACCGGCCAAAUCUGUAGCCAACAACAGGCAUAAAGUGUCUUCAGGUAUGUCUUCAGUCGUUAAGAGCUCUGCGCACAGUUCGCGUCUGGCGAUCGGCGGCCACUCAACAACGUCAUCGCCGGCGCUGUCUUUCGCUCUCAACUCAAACAGUCGAUUGAAAUUCAAGCUAACGAUCGAUAAAAAAUUAAAAGAUAGUAUCAGACAAAGCAAAGCGGUUCCGAUGGCCGUAAGUCAGUUGACCCCUCCGGCCAAAGUGCCCUCAAGUCCGGGCGCAUCGGAUUCUCCCGGCUCUCCCGAAAGUGCCAAUCUGUCCUUUUAUGAUGACAUUUGCUUAGAUAAGUCCAGUGCCGAUACCGAUGAGUUCAUGACUGACGACACCACUGGCGUCAUGACUCCAAUGACACCGACUACGACUCCUUUCCCGACCACAACGACAAUCACUGGCUCGCCAUUCACUGGUACUGCCAUUAAUGACCUUACGAUCGGUGCGCUCACCGGAAACGCUAUUCAUAUUCCGUCCAAUACUGGAUCGCUGUUAACUCCAACCACAUCCAAGGCCUCGUCACUCACAUCUAACUCUUCAUCCGUCAGUCUCUCAGAUUUAGACGACUUGAGUGAUGUCCUCCAGUUUGAAUCAAACUGGGCUCAAGAGUUGGCAAGUUUUAACUUGACGCCUAUAUCAGUAUUGGACAACAUGGACACGGCCUCAUCGAGUUCGGGAUCACACUUCGAGUUUCCCGAUUAUGCUCCCGAAGUGACCGAUAUAUUGGGUGAGGACUGGGGUGACACCAGUCUCGCCAAUUUGAUUAACUCAUAGACUUACAACAUAUUAUUAAUGGUCUCUAAACAUAAUUAAUGGUUUUUAUGAGAGACCGGUUCCGCCACCAACUGCUCACAAGUGACUCAUUGAAAUUGGACUCUGGAUUAGCCAUCGAUUUCAUUAAUCAGUAAAUUAAACAAAACU